Suillus paluster is the source of this 771-nucleotide messenger RNA. RefSeq lists its product as uncharacterized. Lineage: Eukaryota; Fungi; Basidiomycota; Agaricomycetes; Boletales; Suillaceae. The transcript is spliced from 3 exons. Bases 200 to 637 code for a protein of 145 amino acids. The record is from RefSeq and is a predicted model, not a curated record.
CUGAGAUUUAUAUUGUUCUACUAGCCUGUUCUCUCUCGCGUCCGCUCGCCUGUGUUCAUCACAGAGCAGAGUCUGUUGUACACUCGGCAAUUUCUGGAUUUCUCUAUGACGUUGUGUUGUCUUCGGAUAUAUACAGUAAACCCCCUGAACAGCAUUUUCGCAAGUUGAUCUUGCAUCCCUUUCAUAGUACUUACUAUUCAUGUUAUCACGUUCAACUUCGCCCACCAGCGAGCGUAAAGAUGAAUCAAUACCUCCACCCCCCACUAUAUCGGCAAUCCUUCCAAGAACGAUUCUUCUGAUAAUUCUUUUUAUCAUCCCCCACUUAAUUUAUCAUAUACCAGCCAUCUUCCGCUUCGUCAGGAAUUAUCAAAUUUUUCUAGCCGUAGGGGCGCUGUUGACGGCGGUCCUAUCUGCCAAUUUAUACCAUACCAUUCUUUACGGGACCUGGCUAGGACAUCACUUAGGUUCGGCGGCUCAAUUCUUCAAUUGGGUCAUCAUUUUUAUUCAACUCCUAGCCCCGAUCUCAUCCUCGUUCUACACGAAUGCUUUCCUUGACUGCGUUCUCUCCUUAUACACAAUCACCACCCUUGAGGUGACUUUCUGGGCGCUCGUUGGUGUUCAGAGGCCUAUGGAGUAGGUCAUUUUGUAUUCUGAACCUGGAUUGAGUGAACGUCUUCAAAGGGUUAGAAGAGACCGUCGAGUCUGCCUUGGAGGUUGUGAACACCGGUAUUAACUUUCUGAGAACGAUUACUAUCUCUGGUUCGACGCUCA